Molecule: messenger RNA, 2305 nt
Organism: Anolis sagrei ordinatus
Lineage: Eukaryota; Metazoa; Chordata; Lepidosauria; Squamata; Anolidae
Source: RefSeq, a predicted model, not a curated record
AUGAUUGACGUCACUCGGGCCCCGCCCCCUCGGCGUCCGGCGCCAUUUUGGGAGGAAGAGGCGGCUGAGGCGGAGGAAGGAGCAACCCGGCAGCCGGUGAGAGGCGGGUAUGGGAUGAGCCACUUUGCGGCCUGGCCUUACAUGGAGCCUUUUUCCUGGCUCACAUCCCUGCCGGCUGGCAAGUGGCGAGAGUGUGAGGCAGGCGAGGCGGGCUUUGGCUCUGACCACUUGCCUGCCUCGCGCCCUUGCCGGAUGGGCGAUUCUCAGGCCGCGGCCUUAGAGCAGCAACAACCAUGGCAGCACCCGAUGCAGACCGCCUCCCAGUCCGGCCAAGCGGCCCUUGCAAACAAGAAACCCUAUGAAUGCUUGAAGUGUGGGAACAGCUUCACCAAUAGUUCAAAUCUACGUAGACAUCAAGAGACUCACACCAGGGGAAAACCCUAUAAAUGCAAGGAAUGUGGACAGAGUUUCACUCAUAUUUCAGGACUAUGUUCUCAUCAAAGGUCACACACUGGGGAGAAACCCUUUACAUGCCUGGAGUGUGGACAGAGCUACACUAAUAGUUCAAGUCUAUAUAAACAUCAAAGAACUCACACUGGGGAGAAACCCUAUAAAUGCUUAGAAUGUGGACGUUGCUUUACUCAGAGUUCAGGUCUAUGUUCACAUCAAAAGACUCACACUGGAGAAAAACCCUAUACAUGUGUGGAGUGUGGAAAGACCUUUGCUCGUAGUUCAAGUCUACAUACACACCAAAGGACUCACACUGGGGAGAAACCCUAUAAAUGCAUGGAGUGUGGACAGAGCUUCACUCUGAAUUCAAGUCUACAAUCGCAUAGAAGGUCUCACUCUGGGGAGAAACCCUAUACAUGCCUGCAAUGUGGACAGAGCUUCACUCGUAGUACAAAUCUACAUUCGCAUCAAAGGAUUCACACUGGGGAGAAACCCUAUAAAUGCCAAGAGUGUGGACAGAGCUUCGGUUAUAGUACAAAUCUACAUUCACAUCAAAGGAUUCACACUGGGAAGAAAUCUUAUGAAUGCCUGGAGUGUGGGAAGAGGUUCACUCAUAAUGCAGGUUUAUGUCGACAUCAAAGAACACACACUGGGGAGAAACCCUAUACAUGCCUAGAAUGUGGACAGAGCUUUACUCAGCUUUCAGGUCUACUUUCGCAUCAAAAGACUCACACUGGGGAGAAAUCUUAUACAUGCCUGGAGUGUGGAAAGAGUUUCAUUCACAGUUCAAAUCUACGUAAACAUCAAAGGACUCACACUGGGGAGAAACCCUAUACAUGCCUGGAAUGUGGAAAGAGCUUCGCUCGUAGUGAAACUCUAUAUUCACAUCAAAGGAUUCACACUGGGGAGAAACCCUAUAAAUGCCAAGAAUGUGGACAGAGCUUUGCUCAUAAUUCAGGUCUGCAUUCACAUAAAAGGACUCACACUGGGGAGAAACCUUAUAAAUGUCUGGAAUGUGGACAGAGCUGCACUCAUAGUUCAGCACUACGUUCACAUCAAAGGAUUCACACUGGGCAGAAACCCUAUAAAUGUCUGGAAUGUGGACAUAGCUUCACUCGGAGUUCAACUCUACGUACACAUCAAAGGAUUCACACUGGGGAUAAACCCUAUACAUGCCUAGAGUGUGGACAGAGCUUCACUCAGAGUGGAGGUCUACAUGCACAUCAAAGGACUCACACUGGGGAGAAACCCUAUAAAUGCCAGGAAUGUGGAGAAAGCUUUCCUCAGAUUUCAGGUCUACGUUCCCAUGAAAAGACACACACAGGGGAGAAAACCUACAGAUGCCUGGAAUGUGGAAAGAGCUUCGCUUGUAGUGAAACUCUACGUACACAUCUAAGGAUUCACACUGGGGAGAAACCCUAUAAAUGCCAGGAAUGUGGACAGAGAUUUGCUCAGAUUUCAGCUCUGCAUUCACAUAAAAGGACUCACACUGGGGAGAAACCCUAUACAUGCCUGCAGUGUGGACAGAGCUUCGCUCAAAGUUCAGCUCUACGUUCACAUCAAAGAAUUCAUACUGGUGAGAAACCCCAUAAAUGCCUGGAAUGUGGUCAGAGCUUCACUCAGAGUUCUCAUCUACGUACACAUCAAAGGAUUCACACUGGGGAGAAACCUUAUAAAUGCCUAGAAUGUGGACAGAGCUUCACUCAGAGUUCAGGUCUACAUAAACAUCAAAGGACUCACACUGGAGGAGACGACAGAGAUUGAGCAACUAAUAUUGGAAUUAACAGCAAAGACAUUAGGGAAAACUGAGGAAGAAGCAGAAAAGGAAAUUGACCAGAUGUUUAGGGUAAGAUCA